AUGGAGGCCAUCCAGGAGUCGUUCCAGAAGGUGGAGAAGAUUGGGGAGGGCACCUAUGGCGUGGUGUACAAGGCUCGCAACAAGCGCACGGGGCAGCUGGUGGCCCUCAAGAAGAUCCGCCUGGACGCGGAGUCAGAGGGUGUCCCCAGCACUGCAAUACGAGAAAUCUCACUGCUGAAGGAGCUGAAGCACCCUAACAUAGUCAGGCUCCUAGAUGUCAUACACAGCCAGAAGAAGCUCUAUAUAGUGUUUGAGUAUCUGAAUCAGGACCUGAAGAAGUACAUGGACUCAUGCCAAGCUGGAGAGCUUCCUUUAAGCUUGGUCAAGAACUACCUUUUCCAGAUGCUGCAGGGUGUGAGCUUCUGCCACUCGCACAGGGUCAUCCACAGGGACUUGAAGCCACAGAACUUGCUCAUUAACGAAGCAGGAGCAAUCAAGCUGGCUGAUUUUGGACUGGCAAGAGCUUUUGGGGUCCCCCUGCGCACAUACACUCAUGAGGUGGUGACUCUGUGGUACCGAGCCCCCGAGAUACUGCUGGGAUGCAGAUACUACUCGACCCCUGUGGAUAUCUGGAGCAUUGGCUGCAUCUUUGCAGAAAUGAUGACCAGGAAGGCCCUGUUUCCAGGGGACUCUGAGAUCGACCAGCUCUUCCAGAUCUUUCGCACCCUGGGCACUCCCACCGAGGUGACCUGGCCUGGUGUGACCCAGCUCCCUGACUACAAGGGCAGCUUUCCUCGGUGGCCAAGGAAGGAGAUGAAGGACAUUGUUCCAAAUUUAGAUCGAGAUGGGAGAGACUUACUGACACAAUUACUCCUGUAUGAUCCCAGCAAGCGCAUCUCAGCCAAAGCAGCCCUCAACCAUCAGUACUUCCUCUGCAGAAACGCUGGGAGCCCUGAACAGCGACCUGUGCUGUGGAGAGACUGCAGAUGAGAGGACACAGCUCUCCCCAAGCUCUUGCACCUCCAGGUAGCACUGCAGAUCUGGUCUGGGGCACUUAGCAGGGGCCUGGCUGGAACCCAGGGUCUUGCUUCUCCUGAGGAGCCUGGAAGGGGACGUUCUUGCCAUUUAGAGACUUUCAGUCUGUUGUUGGGGGAAAGUUUGGGUUACAGCCAGGAGAGCUGUUUUG
This is a messenger RNA of Poecile atricapillus (Black-capped chickadee), 1126 nucleotides long. RefSeq names its product cyclin dependent kinase 3 (gene CDK3). Lineage: Eukaryota; Metazoa; Chordata; Aves; Passeriformes; Paridae. Gene Ontology annotation, molecular function: ATP binding; cyclin-dependent protein serine/threonine kinase activity; cyclin binding. The coding region runs from base 1 to 930 and encodes 309 amino acids. The record is from RefSeq and is a predicted model, not a curated record. Gene Ontology annotation, cellular component: cyclin-dependent protein kinase holoenzyme complex; nucleus; cytoplasm. The transcript is spliced from 7 exons. Gene Ontology annotation, biological process: G1/S transition of mitotic cell cycle; signal transduction; regulation of gene expression.